This is a messenger RNA of Hyalella azteca, 1186 nucleotides long. RefSeq names its product atlastin-2-like. Gene Ontology annotation, molecular function: GTP binding; GTPase activity. The transcript has 8 exons. Lineage: Eukaryota; Metazoa; Arthropoda; Malacostraca; Amphipoda; Hyalellidae. The record is from RefSeq and is a predicted model, not a curated record. The annotation marks the transcript as partial. Gene Ontology annotation, biological process: protein homooligomerization; endoplasmic reticulum organization.
UCAGAAAGAAGGAUCUCGAGAGUUCGAACUCAACGAAGAGGCCCUCAUGAGCGUCUUACAUAGACCUGAAGUGCGCGAUACUGCCCUCUGCGUGGUGUCUAUUGCAGGGGCCUUCAGGAAGGGCAAGAGCUUCUUCAUGAAUUGUCUCCUGAAAUACUGCAUGAAUAAAGGCUCACCAGACUGGCUGGGUCAGGGUGAGCAAUUGCAGCCAAUUGGAGGCUUCGUCUGGAGAGCAGGUAUGGAGAGAGAGACCACCGGAAUAUCUAUCUGGAGCGAGCCUUUCCUCUUCACUAAAUCAACGGGCGAAAAAGUUGCUGUGAUCCUUAUGGACACCCAAGGCACUUUCGAUUUGGAAACAUCGGCACAGGAAUCCACGUUCAUAUUCGCCCUGACUCUGCUGGCCUCUUCUGUCACUGUCUACAACCUGAUGAACCAGAUCCAGGAGGACGACCUCAUGAACCUUCAAACUUUCAGCUCAUAUGGCGUCCUGGCUCAGGAAAAUAGUCAAGGCACGCGUUCAUUUCAGAAGCUGAUGUUCCUCGUGCGCGACUGGAGUCAUCCAACUGACCAUGCGUACGGUCACAAGGGAGGCCAAGUGGUGCUGGAAAAAGUGUUAAACGUGAAGGAGGAACAGGAGCCGGCGCACCAGAGGUUGAGACAAGGCCUCCGUCAGAGUUUUGAGGAGCUGGAGUGCUACCUCAUGCCUCAUAUUGGCCUUAGCGCCUCGCGGAACCCCAAUUUCAAGGGGCACCUUGAACAGUUAGACCCGUUAUUCGUGGAGCAUCUGAAGCUGCUGGUGCCUCGCCUGCUGGCGCCUGAGAACCUCGUGGUGAAGCGCUCAUGUGUGACGCUGGGGAAGCCCGCCACGGCAGACGAGCUGGUGGAGCUGUUCAGAACCUUCAUAAAAUUCUUCAAUGAUGGAAAUCUGGUCCAGGCUACAAGCAUGGUUGAGUUGAUGUCGCGUAUGGCCAGUGAGGCAGCUCGCAAAAGAGCCCUUGAGGUCUACAGGGAAGCCAUGGACUCGAUAAUCAAGUCCGAUGGGGAAGAUCCUCAGGCGGCAGUUCUGGUUGAACACCACUUCGAGUCAAGCAAAGAAGCCCUUGCAGUUUACGCCAAGGAGAACCCGUUCGCCAAAAACUGCGCCAUAUUCCCAAUUGCUGAUGAAAUAAGAGAAGAACUCAAGUCG